Molecule: messenger RNA, 1047 nt
Organism: Rhipicephalus sanguineus (brown dog tick)
Lineage: Eukaryota; Metazoa; Arthropoda; Arachnida; Ixodida; Ixodidae
Product: metalloendopeptidase OMA1, mitochondrial
Exons: 1
Coding region: 1-1047 (348 amino acids)
Biological process (GO): mitochondrial protein processing; protein quality control for misfolded or incompletely synthesized proteins
Cellular component (GO): mitochondrial inner membrane
Molecular function (GO): metalloendopeptidase activity
Source: RefSeq, a predicted model, not a curated record
AUGGAUAUUGGCGGGGCGCCUCACUUUGUCCGCGGCGCCUUCCGGAUGCUGAACACGCUGGAAGGAGUAGCCCAGCUGGUCACUCUGCUGGUGGCCUGCGCCGCCGUGCGCUGGAUCCGCUCGUACACGUUGCGCUUGAGCGUCCGCAGGGCCAGCGCAGCGCUCACGGUCGCUUUCCUCUUCCUCGUGUGCUACUACGUCACUCACCUGGAGAAACAGGGCAUCACCAACCGGCGACGCUUCGUUGCCUACACGCCCCAGGAGUUCGCCGACCACGUCGCCGACGACGUCAAGGUGAUACAGCGCUACUUCUGGAUCGCGGCGCGCAAGCCAUCCAAGUACGGUAACUACCGCCGCCUCAACUGGGUCUCGCACCAGUUGCUAACCGCCAACCGAGACCUGCCGGGCUCCGCGAACCGAAACUGGUCCUUCGUCAUUGUCCGCUCCAUGACACCCAGUGCGUUCGUGCUGCCCAACUGCCGCUCCUACUUCUUCGAGGGACUCUUCAGGCUUUGCGAGAACGACGACACCCUGUCGUUCGUAGUGGCCCACGAGAUGGCGCACUGCCUCCUUGACCACACCCUCGAGAAGGAGUCCCUAGCCUACUUCCUGGACAGGCUCAACACGCUCGUCUGGAUCUCUUCUCUGGCGCUGAUCCGCGGCACCGUCAAGGCCACUCUGACACCGUGGUUCGUGAGUCGCGCCCUGCACUAUGCCGUAUUCCUGCCCCAUAGCCGUUCGAUGGAGCUCGAGGCCGACUCCCUGGCGCUACGCAUGAUGUCCAAGGCUUGCUUCGACUACCGCUACAGCAUAGUGUACUUCGACAACGCCAUGAUGCUCAGGAAGAGGGUCAUGGGAACCAAGAAGACGAGGAAGGUAUUCUCGACGCACCCGACGAGGCGGGAGCGCGUCAACGCCUUGUACGGACAGAUGAACUCGGCUCUGGCACUGCGAAAGUCCAGGAGUUGUCCUCCGCUCCUUCCUAUGCGCAAGAACGACGAGAUCAAAUUCGCCACGUUUCUUAAUCUAACCGUUAAGCGGGAAUGA